AAGGCGGCGGGGGCGGCGCCCAGCCCCGGGAACUCCCCGCGGUGGCGGAGGCCGAAGCCGAAGGCGCGGCCGGGCCGGCGGGCUGGGGGCGAUGGGCGCCCGAGGGGGCCCGAGCGGAGACCGCGAGGGGCGGCGCUGCCUCGCCGCCGAGCUGAGCGCCCGCCGCUGACCCGCCCGGCGCAGCGGGGCCCGGACAGCUGUCAUGGAGGAGUUGGUAGAGGAUGACAUCUGUAUUUUGAACCAUGAAAAAGCAGACAAUGCUCACAAGAGAGACAGUGAUAUUCCUGUUCCAUCCUAUACUGGAGAUGAGUCUGUUGCCUCACACUUUGCACUUGUCACUGCAUAUGAAGAUAUCAAGAAACGACUGAAGGAGACAGAGAAGGAGAACUCCUUCUUAAAAAAAAAAGUGAGAAUUUUAGAAGAGAAGGUGCUGGGCUCCCGGCUGGAAGAGGAGAGCAGCUCAGUUGGGCGGGAACAAGUCAAUAAGGCGUACCAAGCCUAUCGAGAGGCCUGCAUCGAGCGCGAUCAUUUGAAAAGCAAGCUGGAAAAAAUGGUGAAAGAAAGUGCGGAAUCCUUGAAAAACUUGAACGAACAGUUGCAAUCUAAAGAAGUAGAGCUGUUACAACUAAGAACUGAAGUGGAAACUCAGCAAGUGAUAAAAAGUCUGAAUUGUACUCAGGCUAACUGGGAAUUAGAGAAGCUGAACAGUGACCUGAAAGUGCAUAGUCUGGAACAGGAUCUAGAAAAACUCAAGGAAGAGUGCAACAGUCUCAGGAAGGAGUUGCAAAAUUCCAAACAGAAGGACCAGACUCAAGACAAAAAUCCAUUACAUGGAGACCACCUUCAAAGGCAAGACAUCCAGAGUUUCCAACAAGCAUAUUGGGACCUGAAGAGAGAAAUGUCUAAUUUGUAUGUAGUGACUGUCAAGCAAGCUGAGGUCCUACGAAAACUGAAAAGGAGCCCACCAGGAGCCAAGAAAGCUGCCUGUACUGCACCAGUGCAGUGUGUUGACUUGAACAUUUCAAAGCUGAAUUUGACAUCUGGGGUAGCCUAUAAAAACCUCUCACAAAACAAUAAAGCCCUCGGCAACACUGUGUCUCCCCCUCUGCUGAGAGAUGCCCAUGUCCCAUCAGAAAGGGUGAUCCUACAAGCUUGGACAGAUGAGAGACCAAUUCCAGCUGAUGGCAAAACGUUUCAGGAACACCAUUCUUAUGGAAAGAGCUCUCUGGAAGAUAAUUCCUGGGUAUUCCCAAGUCCUCCAAAGCCCAGUGAGAAUAUGUUUUGGGAAAUGAAAAAUAAUCCAACUUUGUUAAACUGUCCAGCAGAUUACCUAGAUCAGUGUAAUCAAAACUGUCUGCACAAGAGUUAAACAAUUUGUAGAAUGAACUGAGGCAUUUUUGGAGUGAUUCUGAAUAGGCACCUUAAUAGGCUUGAAAUUCUAAGGAGAGAAAACAAAUUGCUUGAAAUGUUCUUUCUUUAUUUUUAAUUCUAGUUCCAAAUCAGAAAGCCUAGUCUUCCUCUGCUGUAAAUCAGGAGUGAGUUCCUUGAUGUUAAAGCUGUGCUGGUAUAAUGUAAAUACAAAGAAAUCUAGCAUGGGGCCUAGAUAGUCUUGUACUGCAAAUGACAUACAUUUGCUAAAGGUUGCACUGAAAAGUGAGUUUGUGGAAUAAAACAAAAUAAUCCA
Molecule: messenger RNA, 1684 nt
Organism: Oenanthe melanoleuca
Lineage: Eukaryota; Metazoa; Chordata; Aves; Passeriformes; Muscicapidae
Gene: AZI2
Product: 5-azacytidine induced 2
Exons: 8
Coding region: 203-1369 (388 amino acids)
Biological process (GO): canonical NF-kappaB signal transduction
Cellular component (GO): cytoplasm
Source: RefSeq, a predicted model, not a curated record